Notothenia coriiceps (black rockcod) is the source of this 712-nucleotide messenger RNA. RefSeq names its product histone-lysine N-methyltransferase SUV39H1-like. The record is from RefSeq and is a predicted model, not a curated record. The transcript is spliced from 2 exons. Lineage: Eukaryota; Metazoa; Chordata; Actinopteri; Perciformes; Nototheniidae. Gene Ontology annotation, cellular component: nucleus. The annotation marks the transcript as partial. Gene Ontology annotation, molecular function: histone H3K9 methyltransferase activity; protein binding.
UGUAACCCCAACCUGCAGGUAUUUAAUGUGUUCAUCAACAACAUUGAUGAGAGGCUCCCAAGAAUCGCUUUAUUCUCAACACGAGCUAUCCGGAGCGGAGAGGAGCUCACCUUUGACUACAAGAUGCAGAUUGACCCGGUGGACACGGAGAGCACCAAGAUGGACUCCAGCUUCAACCUGGCGGGGCUCCCCGGCUCCCCGAAGAAGAGGAUCCGAGUGGAGUGUCGCUGUGGGUCCGACUCCUGUCGAAAAUACCUGUUCUGACAAAGGACUGGUAACACUGCCAUCUAUGGAGAGACGUUGAAAAUUGUACAGAUUUUUGUAUGAAUUUUUAUUUUGUUAUUGUCUAUGAAAGCCGGAAUUUAGCCAGAAACUUUUUAUAUGUGAAAUCCUCCAAUAUAAAAAUGAUCUAGAAUUUAAAAUAGAAACUGCAUCAGUGGAUUGAGUACUUAAAGAAACACAUUUUCAAUAUCUUACUAACAAAAUGGAUAGGUCAUCAUGUAGCUGCACAUGGCGAACGUCAUGUACACCGUCACCGCGGGAGAAGACAUUGUAACGAGGGCCAAAAAGACGAAACACGCAGAAGCAUGAAUGGGCCUUUAGGUGACGACAAACUUUGCAUUGUAAAAUUCUUCCACAGUUUGCAGAUCCAGUCUGGACCUUCUGAGCUUACUGUAGUACUAGUAAGUAUACGUCCAGAUUUGGUGUAUCG